This is a messenger RNA of Physella acuta, 1494 nucleotides long. RefSeq lists its product as uncharacterized. Lineage: Eukaryota; Metazoa; Mollusca; Gastropoda; Physidae. The record is from RefSeq and is a predicted model, not a curated record.
AUAAAACAUGGUGAAGACGUCAUCUCUCUCUAUUGCGAACCUAACAGGAUGGCGCGCAUCUUAAUUCUGCUAUCAAGCCUCGUCUCCAUUGCAUAUGGCGUGCGGGUGGUGUCCGAACCCAACAAGAUCUACCUGGGCGUGCCCGGCCCACUGGUCAUCAACUGCACCACCUCAGACUGGAGCGACAACAAGAGAGUGACCCUCGACUCCAUCACCCUGCUGACCGCCACAGUGGGCGGAGGGCGGGAUUUUGACGAGGUGGUCACCCUCACCGCUAACGGUACCGUCGGGCUCGUGUCCCAAGACGUCCAGGCUUCUGCUGAGGGCUUCAUCGGCAUUGAGGAGUCUUGGCUGAGUCUCACUUUCCAGAACCCGAGUCACAAUGACGCCAGGAUGUAUAUCUGCAUGGUGAAGGGGCUGUAUAGAAACGGGGACGUAGUCUUGAGAGAGAACAGCAUCGUGACUGAAAUCAACGCCGACUAUCUCAGCAAGGUGGUGGAGGACCUUCAAACCAGAUCAGAGAACCUACAGAGACAAUCCCAAGACAACAGCGAGGGAAUUAAAAGUCUGGCAGCACAAGAAUCAGAACUGGCAGCGCAAAUUGAAGAAGCUAAACAAGCCAUUAAUGUAAGUUUGAACGGGCUGAAAAACCUAGUCGAGAGUUUCAACGCCAUGCAGUCUUCUGAUAUAGCCACCACGGAGAGGAUUGACGCGUCUCUGAAAAGUGUCAACGAAGCUGUGGAGCGCCUGGAGUCAGCUCAAGAAGUGGCCAAAAACAGCUACACCCAGCAACUUACAGAUUUGGCCACAAGAGUGGCCAGUUUACAGGCCGCACAAGAUGCACUGACAAAACAAGACGAAGAUUUUAGAAUGAGGUUCGACAGAUCCGCAGCUGCUGGGUUCGAGAUUUCUGGAGUUUUUGAUGGCAGAAGAUACCUCUUGUCUAGAAGAUCUGGAGAUAACACAUACAACACUGCUAAACGUCUGUGUGCUCUCUAUGGCGGGUAUCUGACGGAGCUUAGCAGCUCCCAGGAGCUUAGCUUCAUCAGAGGUUUUAUAAAUAGCUACACUGAUUUCGGCACGGUGCUCAUCGACGGAAGUGACACAAGAACCGGAAAGUGGGAGUCCACGCGCACCAAUCAGCCGCUGGCUUACUACGAAUGGGCGCAGGGUCAGCCUGACAAAUGGGGCUCGAACCCACACUGUCUGGUGUUGUGGCGGGACCAGUCUUGGAAGAUGGACGACACCGAUUGUCUACAAAACUCGGUCUCUGCCAGAUUUUUGUGCGAGGUCCCACAGUAAAGGCCGUACUGCACAUUGUUUGUCUAGUUAACAAUUUUUAAAAGUUCUUCGAUUACAUUAUUUCUGGCUGCAAAUAAAUUAUACCAAAAUAAAUUUGAAUUUAAAUGUAUUUCGACCGAAGCAAUUAAAUAAUUUUGAAUUUAAAAAUAAAACAAUGAGAAGUGAUAUAUCCACUUCUUUCUUUCUUCAAAA